This is a messenger RNA of Oncorhynchus masou masou (cherry salmon), 828 nucleotides long. RefSeq names its product LIM domain-containing protein A-like. The record is from RefSeq and is a predicted model, not a curated record. The coding region runs from base 1 to 828 and encodes 275 amino acids. Lineage: Eukaryota; Metazoa; Chordata; Actinopteri; Salmoniformes; Salmonidae. The transcript is spliced from 2 exons.
AUGACCCCAACACGUCUACACGACCCCAACACGUCUACACGACCCCAACACGUCUACACGACCACACCACGUCUACACAACCACAACCACGUCUACACAACCCCCAACACGUCUACACGACCCCAACACGCUACACGACCACAACCACACCACGUCUACACAUUCACGACCCCACCACUUCUACACAACCACAACACGUCUACACAUUCACGACCCCAACACGUCUACACGACCACAACACGUCUACACAUUCACAACCCCAACACGUCUACACGACCACAACACGUCGACACAUUCACGACCCCACCACUUCUACACAACCACAACACGUCUACACAUUCACGACCCCAACACGUCUACACGACCACAGCACGUCUACACAUUCACGACCCCACCACUUCUAAACAACCACAACACGUCUACACAUUCACUACCCCAACACGUCUACACAACCACAGCACAGUCGACACAUUCACGACCCCAACACGUCUACACAACCACGACCCCAACACGUCUACACAUUCACGACCACAACACGUCUACACAUUCACAACCACAACACAUCUACACAUCCACGACCCCAACACAUCUACACAUUCACGACCCCAACACGUCUACACAUUCACAACCACAACACGUCUACACAUUCACAACCACAACACGUCUACACUUUCACGACCCCAACACGUCUACACAACCCCAACACGUCUACACAUUCACGACCCCAACACAUCUACACAUCCACGACCCCAGCACUUCUACACAACCACAACACGUCUACACAUUCACGACCCCAACACGUCUACACAACCACAUCCCAACAACUGA